AUGAAGAAUCCAAAAAUAACGGUUUCCCUAGAAGCAAUUGUACAUUUUAGCAACUCCAGCUCGUACAAGUCUUUUGACUCAUGCUUUUAUGAUCUCAAGCCCUCCUGUGAUUGGUGGGAAGGAUCACGGGAAGUUGAAACUUCGCGAAAAGUACACACAUGUCAUGCAUGUAACGGUCAGAAAUUUGACAGGUGUGGCAGCUGUCACGGCACUGGAAGAGUGGGCGAAGAUGGCAAUGAAGCUACUUGUGGUAGUUGCAGCGGCAGAGGCUUCAGAGAAUGCUGCGCUUGCAAUGCGACAGGAUUCAUCACAGAUAUAAAUUUGGUUGUCGCCGAAUACAAAGAGAAAGAUGACUUCCACUUCGAGGGAUCUCAAGUGGGGGUUCCAGAUGAGAAGCUUGAAGACGUCAUUGGAAUAAAGAUGUACAAUGACGAACAGUACCCGUUUAUACCCCCCAUUCCUCACUACCCCGAAUCAGCCACUCUAGAUGACGCUGUAAUGAGUAUACUUCAGAAACAUCACGAGAAAUACGCGGUCAAAAAAAGCGACUACAAACGAGUUCUGAAACAGAAGCACUCUUUGAUGGCUAUUCCUGUAUCUGAGGUGGAUCUAACUUACAAGGAGAAAGAAUACAAGGCAUGGGUGUAUGGAUCAGAGAAAAAAGUGUAUUGUCCAGAAAUGAAGAAAUGUUGCUCGAUUUUGUAGAUUCGUCUUUGUAUAAAUACCAAAAAAAUAAUCAGUUAAUUGCACAAAACAAAAUCAGAUUUUUCCAGUUUUU
Symsagittifera roscoffensis is the source of this 778-nucleotide messenger RNA. Its product is annotated as protein SSUH2 homolog. The record is from RefSeq and is a predicted model, not a curated record. NCBI's taxonomy places the organism in Eukaryota, Metazoa, Xenacoelomorpha, Acoela, Convolutidae. Bases 1 to 705 code for a protein of 234 amino acids. The transcript is spliced from 4 exons.